Messenger RNA from Tripterygium wilfordii, 1089 nucleotides. RefSeq lists its product as uncharacterized. NCBI's taxonomy places the organism in Eukaryota, Viridiplantae, Streptophyta, Magnoliopsida, Celastrales, Celastraceae. The transcript is spliced from 4 exons. The record is from RefSeq and is a predicted model, not a curated record. The coding region runs from base 163 to 864 and encodes 233 amino acids.
AACAGAGACACACAAUCUCCAAUACACUAAUUUCUCAAGUAAAGCUCAACACUUCUGACAUUUUUGAAAUACCCAAAAACUCCUACCCUUCUCACUCUCUCUCUUCUCCUCCUCUUUUGUUUACUGCUAGGGAUGCUAAAUCAGUCCUAGCAAGACCAGUUCAUGAAGAUUUCAUCAAUGCUUCUCCAACUGCUCUCUCUUCUUUGUCUAGUCCCCCAUUUUGUUCAAUCCACAACCAUACUUGUUGAUGGCGUUUCAGAGUGGCAAGAUCCCAGUGUUCAUGUAGGAGACACUGUCAUUUUUGAACACAAAUAUCGGUACAAUCUCUACAUAUUCAAGAACCAGAAUGCAUUCAAUCUCUGCAAUUUCACCCAAUCCACACUCCUCACAAAACCCAACAUCACCUCCUACAGGUGGCACCCAUCUCGCACUGGUUUCUUCUACUUCACAUUCAACAAUGGGUCUCUUAAAACAUGCCAAGACUCACAAAAACUAGCUGUAAAGGUCUCUCCUUUACCAUCUCCAGCCUCUGCUCCGUCUUCGUCAACGACGACACCGAUUUCUGGUGGAAUGGUAUCAUCCUCCCCUGCCUAUCCAUGGCCGUCACAGCCUCGAGAGGCGGCUUCACCUGGUCCUGCACCCACCAUGGCAACAUCUCCAGUGACAGUCCCAAAUUUGGUACCAAGUAAAGGAGGUGGAAUACCAUUCAUUUAUAGCAAUCCCGCUGUUCCUCUGCCUACUGGUGAGGUAGACUCUGCCACUAUACGUCCCCUGCCCACAUCCGGAACUAAACAGGUGGUGGUGGUGGGGCUACUUGCAGGAGGACAGAUUGGUCUAUUUUGCGCUGUAAUUCUUUUGCUGUAAAAACAGGGGAGGCAGAGGCAGAAUUGAAGUUUGUGUAGAAAAUCAGAGUAGCUAGACACCAAGAACAACUAGUGUGGUUAAUUAGGAGUCCAAAGUAGCUUUAUGGGUGAUGAUUAUGUAUGCAUGAAUCUGGUUGUAAUCCUCUUUGCCUUUGGAGGACCCUACUUUGGAAUCAUUGGCACUUUAGUUUUGCCAUUGAAAUUCAGCAGACCACUAUUCUCUCUU